Messenger RNA from Engraulis encrasicolus (European anchovy), 1311 nucleotides. RefSeq names its product complement C1q tumor necrosis factor-related protein 3-like. Bases 308 to 856 code for a protein of 182 amino acids. The record is from RefSeq and is a predicted model, not a curated record. Gene Ontology annotation, molecular function: protein binding. NCBI's taxonomy places the organism in Eukaryota, Metazoa, Chordata, Actinopteri, Clupeiformes, Engraulidae. The transcript has 3 exons.
ACACGCCUCACAUAGUGUGGGACUCAGAUGGACAGCAAAAGUCAGGGGUGCAGGGCAAUCAUCAUACUCCUUCAGCAGCGUGAUAUGCCGUCCAUCUCCCACAAGCUCACCAGCUAUCAGCACCACCACCCUCCCAACAAACCUAGGCCUCCCCACCACAAGUGCUCAUUGUCGGAAGUGUGUCCCAAAGCUCAACGGCCACCAGGCUCCAGCAGAGACAACACCAACCUCACCUGAAAACCUCCCACAACCACCACCAGCUCCUCCACUGCCAUCCUCACUAUUGGAAGCAUCUCCCAAAAGUGACAUGAAGAUGAGGGCUGCCAUCUUGCUGCUGCUGUUGCUGGUCCCCAUGUGUGGAGCUCAGGCCUGUGAACACGUGAACAUCUAUACUGAGCUGAAGGAACUCAAAGCCAUGGUGACCAAGCUGAAAACCAACGCAGACAUCAUGAAGGUGGCAUUCUCAGCAGGUCUGACUGAGUCAGGAGUCGUAGUGUCUGGGGGUAACGAAUUAAACUUGGUCUUCAGUAAAGUCACCACCAAUGUCGGUGAGGCGUACGACAGCGCGACUGGGUUCUUCACAGCUCCCGUCAAGGGGGUCUACUUCUUCAGAUUCAAUGUUAUGGAUCAUCCAAAAUACCGCUAUAUGCAUAUCAUGAUGUUUAAGAAUAACGACAGACUCAUGUAUCUUGAUGAGUAUGACACUGAUGGACAUUCCACCCAUCUGUCCGGUGGUAUCACUCUGGAGCUAGCUGUGGAAGAUAAAGUUAACCUGAGACUGCCAGCAGGUAACCAGCUGUUUGACGAUUCCCGUAACCACUGUAUAUUCACUGGCUUCCUGGUCUUCCUUCUCUGAGUGAAAACGCACCACUCACAUCAUCUGUCAGCAUUGCAGAAUAACUGCAGCACCAGCAGGUCAUCCUUAAACUACAAUGCUGUUGAAUUGCAUCACACUGACACUCAAAAUUGAAUAAAAAGAAUGAUAGCAUUCAUGCUAUCCUUUAAAAUAAAAAAAAUGAGUAUUCAGUGACGCUUUAUUUGUCACUUUGUCAUUUGUUUUUGUGUGUGUGCGUGUGUGUACCUGUUGUUUUGUGUGUAGUUUGAGCCUUGCUUUUUAUUCUACAAAAAAAAUGUACUUUCAGUUUUUGUCUACUGCUUGCACACAAUUUGCAAAAAAUGGCUCAAAACUCUACACACAAUUCCAUAACAGAAAACACUUGGAAAUAAACUAUUCACCUCAAUGCUAAAUAAACAUUGCCCCCAAAACACAAAACUGCUAUAAACUACAAUGCUGUUGAAUUGCAUCACACU